This is a messenger RNA of Wallemia ichthyophaga EXF-994, 2343 nucleotides long. RefSeq names its product DNA ligase 3. The record is from RefSeq and is a predicted model, not a curated record. The coding region runs from base 1 to 2343 and encodes 780 amino acids. Gene Ontology annotation, cellular component: DNA ligase III-XRCC1 complex. The transcript is spliced from 5 exons. Gene Ontology annotation, biological process: lagging strand elongation; double-strand break repair via alternative nonhomologous end joining; mitochondrial DNA repair. Lineage: Eukaryota; Fungi; Basidiomycota; Wallemiomycetes; Wallemiales; Wallemiaceae. Gene Ontology annotation, molecular function: DNA binding; DNA ligase (ATP) activity; ATP binding.
AUGCCCCCAGCUGAUGAUUUCGAUGAGGCUAUAAGACUCAGUCUCGAUUCCUACAACGACGAGAAAAGAGAGAGAGAGGAUUAUGAGAGGGAUCUCAAGCGUGUCAAGCUCGAUAGCCAGCAGAUGCUUCGUCGCGGUGGCGCUCAUGCUCAUGAUCAUGAUUCCGUCAUCGAUAGCAGCCACGAUGACGCACACACAGCACACAACCUACGUAUCACCCAACCAAUCACUUUCAAAGCAUCUCCGUAUUCUUUCCACCCACCCUUCCUUUCUCCCCCCAUCAGAUUCGAUCUGUGGACUGAUGCGUGUGUUCAAUGCUCUUCCACUCGCUCACGCAUUGAAAUCACCAACAUACUCACUAACUACUUCCGCAUUCUUAUUCGCAGUGAUGUUGAUUCCCUCCUACCCUCUCUCUGGCUCUUCUCUCAUCAACUCGGCCCUCCGUAUGAGCCCAACGAACUCGGCAUUGGCGGCCACGUUCUCAACCGCUCUCUCAAGGAUGUCACCUCUAUUUCCCCCUCCAAACUUCGCCAGCUGCACCACAAACUCGGCGAUAUCGGCGACGUUGCCUUCGAAGCCACCCGCAACCGCAUCUCCGUCAUCGAGCCAAAGCCCCUCACUGUCGACGCCGUGUACUCCACUUUUCUCUCCAUUUCGCAGCAGAAAGGACCCCGGUCCCAGGAAACCAAGACCAAUCUUGUCAAAAAGCUCCUUGUCUCAGCCAAGGGUGAGCAAGCACGCUAUCUGUUCAGGUCGCUAGUGCAGAAUUUGCGCAUUGGCGCUGUACGCACGACGCUUUCGACAGCAUUAGCGAGGGCGUUCGCGAUGCACUACCACGUCAGCAUUGAGGAGAGCGAGAUGGCAGAGGUGGUGGAAGCGACAGGAAAGCGCGCGCGAGAUGGCGAGCACACGCGGCGUGUUGAAGAGAAGCUCACUGGUGCUGAGAAGGUGGUGAGGAGGGUCUACGCUCGCCAUCCUAAUUACAACACCCUUGUGAAAGCACUGAGGGAGAGUGGACUGGAUGGGUUGGAAGAUUCCGUGCCUGUUAGUGUUGGCACACCCGUACAGCCCAUGCUCGGCGCCAUCACCCGCUCCUUUGAUGACGUUCUCACUCGUCUUCGUCACAGACCUUUCACAAGCGAGGCUAAACUGGAUGGGCAGAGAUGUCAAUUGCAUGCGCGUGUUCUCAGCGCUAGUGAUACUCUUUCGGAAGAAUACGUGUGUAAAGGUUGGAAAUCAUCGCCAUUCGAUAGAAUUGGCGAACAGUGCAUGGUGUGGAUACGACUAUUCUCAAGACGACUGGAAGACAUGACAGAAAAGUACCCCGAUAUAUGCCUGAGUGUGUUGGAGAUGUUCAAAACAAACCCCUCCAUCACGUCGUUUGUAGUGGAUGCAGAAAUCGCAGCUGUCGACGACACAGGCAGGGUGAGGCCAUUCCAAGAGCUGGCAAACAGGAGCAGAAAAGCGGUGCAGAUGGACGAUGUGCAUGUCAAAGUCGCCGUGUACGCCUUCGACUGUAUGCUUUACAAUGGUGAGCCGCUCCUCGACAAGUCGUUCAGAGAGCGCAGACAAACCCUGCGCACCAACCUCGCCCCCUUCACUUUCGGGAACUGUGCAAGGUGGGACCAUGUGCCCUCUACUGAUGACACGCAUCUCGAUGCUAUCACUGCUUUCUUCCACCAGUGCAUGUCGAUGAAGGCCGAGGGAAUAAUGGUGAAGUUGCUGGACUACUACGAGGAGGCGGAAGGAGAUUACGGAGGGGACCACGAUGCAGACGAAGACACGAAAAAGAAAUCGCCUUCAAAACAGAAAGCCCUGCCAGCUACAUACGAGCCUGACAAACGCGCAGACAGCUGGCUGAAAGUGAAGAAAGAUUACAUAGCCGAGAUAGGCGACAGCAUGGAUCUUGUCCCGAUUGGUGCUUGGCACGGUAUGGGGCGCAAGAACAAAUUCUGGUCACCGAUUCUACUCGCUGUGUACGAUGACGAUGAGGGUGCUUUCACUGCUGUGUGCAAAUGCAUGUCAGGCUUCAGCGAUGCUUUCUACGAUAGUCUCAAUCGGGUUUAUGCAGAAGACGGCCCUAAUACUAGCAGCACACCUUUUGCGGGUGUGCAAGUCGGAGACCUCAAUCCGGAUAUUCACUUCAACCCUUUCCAAGUGUGGGAAUGUAGAGGUGCUGAUAUCACACAGUCACCCGUAUAUCCCGCCGCAAAAGGUAUGGUGGGGGAGAAGGGUCUUAGCAUACGCUUCCCGCGCUUCAUCCGUUGUCGGGAGGAUAAGCAUGUCGAGCAGGCGAAUACGGCGAGCGAUCUCGCACGUAUGUAUCAGUUGCAGGCAGAGUGA